UCAAUAUUCUUUAUUAAAAAAAAAAAAAAAAAAACGAAUCGAAACGCAAAUGGCAUCGUCGACAAAGAGCGAAACCGCCAUCGAUGUCGAGUCCAAAUCGACGAAGCGGGACGCCGCCGCCGCCGUGGCUCUGGCGAAGGCAACGCCGCUACAACACGGCCGUGCCAGCCGAGGCAUUGCUAUAUUUGACUUCGUUUUAAGGCUCUGCGCUCUCGCCGCCGCGCUCGCCGCCGCCGCCGCCAUGGGCACCACCGACGAAACUCUUCCCUUCUUCACUCAGUUCUUCCAAUUUCAAGCCAGCUACGACGACCUCCCGGCUUUCGCAUUCUUCGUAGUGGCGAACGCUAUAGUUGGAGGAUACUUAGUACUUUCUCUGCCGUUCGCCAUCGUCGCCAUUGUCAGAGCUCAUCUUGUCGGAGUAAAGCUUCUGCUGCUCAUUUUGGACAUGUUAGCGGUGGCUUUAACGACGGCGGCGGCGUCUGCGGCGGCAGCGAUCGUGUACUUGGCCCACAACGGGAACGCGAACGCCAACUGGUUCGCGAUUUGCCAGCAGUUCACAGACUUCUGCCAGCGGGUGAGCGGCGCCGUCGUGGCUUCCUUCAUUGCCGCCGGCCUUCUCAUAUUCUUGGUUGUGCUCUCCGCCGUCGCCCUCCGCCGCCACUGAUCAUUUUCAUAUCGUUAAAAAAUUUGAAAAAUGGCAGCUUGUUUGCCGAAGCCAUUUAUAUAUAUAUAUAUAUAUAUGUAUGUAUGGAGUGUGAUAAUUAAUGUGAUGUUCGAUUGUUUUUGUUUUGAGUGAAUAGUUAUAUAUAUAUAUAUGUAUAAUGUAUGUGUAAAUGCUUGCUUGGUGUUUGGGAAGCAAAUAGUCUUUUGGUUUGAUUUGAUUAAAGAA
Messenger RNA from Andrographis paniculata, 889 nucleotides. RefSeq names its product casparian strip membrane protein 3-like. The coding region runs from base 50 to 664 and encodes 204 amino acids. NCBI's taxonomy places the organism in Eukaryota, Viridiplantae, Streptophyta, Magnoliopsida, Lamiales, Acanthaceae. The record is from RefSeq and is a predicted model, not a curated record. The transcript is spliced from 3 exons.